AUGACAUGCGAUGCUUCUCGUCCCUGUCAACGAUGCGUUCAGAAGGGCCUCGCCGACUCGUGCGAAGAUGCACCCCGUAAAAAGAAAAAAUACAUGCUUGAUAUACCGCCCGAGCUUCUACUGCGACUGCGUUCGAAUGAAAGUGAACAGCCUGAAGACAUGUAUAACAUGGGCCUUUCCCAAAGCUACAACGCAGAUAUAAAGGACCAGAAAAAACAAUUGGAAACACUGGAAACAACAGACUUCCCUCAGGCUACUAUGUUUCAACACAGCGACUCGCUCCCGAACUACCUACUACAUAACCCUCAGCCGUUAUUCCAAAGCAAUAGAAACAUCCCGGUUGAAGGAUACAUCCAUCAGCCUGAGUACACACCAAAUACCAAUCUAGCGGUCAAAUCGGAAGACCAAGCUUUGGCACCCCCAAUGACAAUCCAAGAUCAGCUGGUAAAUCAGAUCCAAGCCCGCACAAAGCCACAUAAACAUGCGCAGCCGCAGCAGGAGAAGAAACGAACCAAUUUUCUUUCAUCCGCGGCAGAUUUAGAGUACUCUACCUUGUCCAGCAUUCUUCAGGAAAAUGUACUCGGGUUCAAUGCAAACCACUCGGCAACCUCUACAGAGGGCACACCGAACUCGAUGAUAAUGUCUCCUGCGAUAUCACCACAUGGUUAUAACAUGACUAAACACUCCCCAUCUACUCUUGCAAAUAACAACUACACUGCGGAUACAAACCAGCAUCAUGAAAAUGGUCGCAAUGCCUCAGAUGCAUUCCCGACCGAUGACACGCCCUCCUUCGAUCCGAAAAUCAAUCAAUUUCAGCUUGGAUUUACAUACAGACACCCAAAUGUCUUAUUUCCCCGCGUUGUUGACCUUUUGUUAAAAUCGGCUGACAUGUUUCGCCCCUCGCAUCCGAAUCUGCAUCCGUCAUUUACCAUCGGAGUAUCUCAAAGCGAUCACAUCAAUGACCGCAGCGAAGGACUUCAGUUCAAAGAACCAGAGGAAAUCUAUGCUCGCGUCACAAAGCCAUUUCUGUACACACCCGGCUUCCACAAGUUAAUCGCAUAUCUACGGAGUCGGUUCUCAAAAGAUAAAUUGGUGAAAAUGGCUGAAUCUAUGGCUGUCUAUAGACCGUCAUUCAUUGCAUGUAUCAACUCCCUCCGUGAGUCUGAUUUAAUUUUUAUGGAGCAGUGUUUUCAGAGGACCCUAUUGACAUACGAUAAUUUCAUCAAAAUCAGUGGCACACCCACGAUUGUGUGGCGUAGAACCGGUGAGAUUGUCUAUGUUGGAAAGGAAUUUACCAUCUUAACUGGCUGGACUCAGCAACAACUCUUGGGUCCAAAGCCGACCUUCAUAGUUGAAUUGUUGGAUGACCAAUCCGUGGUGGAAUACUUCCAAUUAUUCUCGAAAAUCGCUUUCGGAGACUUCUUGGGAGCAACUAUGACUGAAUGCACCCUACUCACUCCUAACAGCGAUGUUAAGAUCAGAACAGGCUGUAUAUGGACCCUUAAGCGAGAUGUUUUCGGGAUUCCAAUGAUGAUUAUUGGUAACUUCUUGCCGAUUGUUUAA
Messenger RNA from Australozyma saopauloensis, 1563 nucleotides. RefSeq names its product Zcf11p (gene ZCF11). Gene Ontology annotation, biological process: regulation of DNA-templated transcription; cellular response to starvation. NCBI's taxonomy places the organism in Eukaryota, Fungi, Ascomycota, Pichiomycetes, Serinales, Metschnikowiaceae. Bases 1 to 1563 code for a protein of 520 amino acids. Gene Ontology annotation, molecular function: DNA-binding transcription factor activity; RNA polymerase II transcription regulatory region sequence-specific DNA binding. Gene Ontology annotation, cellular component: nucleus. The transcript has a single exon. The record is from RefSeq and is a predicted model, not a curated record.